Molecule: messenger RNA, 2007 nt
Organism: Aureobasidium melanogenum CBS 110374
Lineage: Eukaryota; Fungi; Ascomycota; Dothideomycetes; Dothideales; Saccotheciaceae
Exons: 3
Coding region: 1-2007 (668 amino acids)
Source: RefSeq, a predicted model, not a curated record
AUGGAUGACGGUCGAGAGAGGCUCAUUCAUCACGUUUCGGUCACCCAUAGGCAUCCUACAUGGCGCAUCAUCGUCAUUGUUAACACCAUUUUCGCUGGUCUGUCACUGGUCACAUAUCUCGCGUUCCUGAUAUGGAUACACAAUAACUUGCACCUCAUCAAUGGCGUAGCAAGGCUUUUCAGCGGAACAUGUUACCAAGCAUCAAGGACGGGAGCGUACGCCGACUUCGCCGCAUGUACUUUCGGUGUCCUGCUCUUUGCAGCGGGCUCACAUGGAGUUCAACUUCUGCUUUCACCGACUAGAGAAGAAGUCGAAAAUGCUCAUUCGCGAGAUCGAUGGGUGCAUAUAGGCAUUGGAGGACUACGGAACAUGAAAUGGGUUUCUAAGCGUAGACUUUUACGAGCAAUUUUGCUGGCAGCAACCUCCAUACUCUUGCCCCUUCUCCACAACUGCAUGAUAUUCAAAACUUUGGCAACAACGGACCGAGUUGCAUCUCUCGUGACUGCGGAUUACCUCAAAGGAUCUCGACUAGAUGCAGCAUCAGAACAGUCUAUAUUCCUCACAAAGGCGGAACAAUAUCAUACCGUUUCGUUAUCAGCAAAAUUAGCGCUUACAACAAUCAAUUUUGAUACCUUGCUCGAGCAGAUGCGGGUCGAAUCGACAAGCUUGAUCCGUCUAUCGCCAGCCGAAUGUCGAACUGCAUACUCGUCCUUGCAGAUGCCUCCUCGGUUUUCCAAUGUACUGCUGAUAAGUUCAUCCAAUGCCAGCAAUACACUGGAUGGUCUCGUCGACUGUGAACUACAAUAUCCGGAGAUGGUUGCGAGUCCCAAGUAUCAGGGUGUACAUGAGAUAGAUUGGUUCAACACGAACGGUCUAGCCUCCGUCUUCCACAAAAACUGUCUUGACACGGACUUCGAUUUCGGGACUGACGACGUUUGGCACGUCCCUGUGUGGGACUAUUACUGUACGGCAAUUUCUUACCCUGUUGAAUACUGCCUCGCUCAGACAUUUGAGCCCGAGUGUGGUGUGGGUAUCGAUACUAGAGUCCUCGUUGGCAUCAUCGUUUGCUUGUUCGUGGAACUCGUGUGCUUGGCUAGUCUAGUAUCAAUCAGGUUUCAGCCCUUCGCCACUGUUGGAGAUGCUGUAGCUAGCUUCCUGACACACCCAGACUCGUCGACCUCGAGAAAUGGAAUACUGGCCAUUCCUUCAGUACAUGCACCAGAAUCUAAGUUCGACAAGUUCGGCUUUCGGAGAUCUGAUAAAGAUAUUAGCAUGUGGAGACGCAAAUGGCCAGUCUGGCGGGCAGCUAUCGACACCGAGACCUGUGCUCUGUCCAUAAACUGCCUCUUUCUUGCAUUCUUUGCUUUUGCGACCGCAGUCCUGAUCGUGUACAACAACGACGAGCUAUCGAACUAUCGAUCAAUUACUCUACGGACCCCAACAUCUAACCAAGGACUUCUUGCCAACCUUCUUGGCCUUGGCUCCAUCCACCUUGCUAUCUCGAUGACAUAUCUCUUGUACAACCACCUUUGGUCUCGUAUGCUUGCCGCUGCCGAGUUGAACGCCUUCGUCAAGAUUCGAGGACGCUUACGCGUGACUUUGCCAGUACAAGAUGCUCAGAGCACGUAUCAUCUCAGCAUUAAACCCCGUUUCUCUGCAAUACUUAUCAUUGCUCUAAUCCUGAUCCACUUCUUCACGACGAGGGCUCUCAAUGUCGUCGCUAUACAAACCUACGACAUCAUGGGCAAGUACUCGCAUCAGCGAAUCACCUAUGGGAUUUCGACAGCUUCUGGGGUUCUGGCUUUGGGAUUAGGUUUCUUGAUGCUAUGCGCUUUGACAUUUGGAUUGGAAAGAAGACUUCAUCCCGCCAUGCCUGUACUGGGAACCUGUUCGAUGGCCAUUUCGGCAGCUUGUCAUGCCGAUAAUAUUGUCAUGAGUCUGGUGCAGGUGGGUUAUGGAAAGAAUGCCAGAACGGGCAAAAUGAGCUUUCUUAAUUACGGAGGAUGA